Molecule: messenger RNA, 348 nt
Organism: Loa loa (African eye worm)
Lineage: Eukaryota; Metazoa; Nematoda; Chromadorea; Rhabditida; Onchocercidae
Exons: 2
Coding region: 1-348 (115 amino acids)
Source: RefSeq, a predicted model, not a curated record
AUGGCAACUUUGACGCAAAGCUUCAGCUCCAUACUACAUGAGCAUGGCAUGCGUGCUGCUUCGGUAAUAAAUAAAGAAGUGAAAACCACCGAAAAAAUAAUAUGCAACUUGCAAAAAUUAAUAAAAAGUACAUUCCUAAAAAGUACAUUCCCUCGCAUAUCUUUUCAUCGACUCACCAGUUACGAGAAUUUAAUCAGAGAAGUAGACGACAAGCUGAAGUACGCAGAAGUCUACAUCAAAAACAGGCUGAAAUACGUAGAAAUCGGUAGGACAAAGAGUAUUUAUUACAAUACAAAAUGUUGCAGAAAUGUUGUACGAAGUUGUACAUGUUAUGAUGGCAAACUGUGA